Molecule: messenger RNA, 951 nt
Organism: Gossypium raimondii (Peruvian cotton)
Lineage: Eukaryota; Viridiplantae; Streptophyta; Magnoliopsida; Malvales; Malvaceae
Exons: 1
Coding region: 1-951 (316 amino acids)
Molecular function (GO): RNA-DNA hybrid ribonuclease activity; nucleic acid binding
Source: RefSeq, a predicted model, not a curated record
AUGGAGUCAACGGCGUUGAACGAAAGGAUGGCUAGAUGGCAGAUCCUACUAUUUGAAUUUGAUAUAAUCUAUGUAAAUCAGAAAGCUGUCAAAGGGAGCGCGAUAGCUGAAUUUUUGGCUAGCAGAGCUUUAGAAGAUUACGAACCUCUGAAUUUUAAUUUCCCGAAUGAAGACUUGAUGUAUGUGGCAACUGCUGAAGAGGAUUCCCACGAAAAUCAUCCUUGGAAGUUAAAUUUUGAUGGAGCUUCGAAUGUUGUAGGCAAUGGAAUUGGGGCAGUCUUGGUGUCCUCCGAUGGAGAUCAUUAUCCUUUUACUAGUAAAUUGGAAUUCGAUUGCACCAAUAACAUGGCUGAAUAUGAAUCUUGUAUCAUGGGCAUUCGGGUAGCCAUAGAGCAAAAAAUUAAGUUACUAGAAGUAUACAGAGACUCUGCAUUAGUAAUAUACCAGCUUAAAGGGGAAUGGGAAACGAGAGACCCAAAGUUAGUCCGCUAUCAAAAAUUGGUUCUGGAAUUGAUUGAUGAGUUUAACAGUGUCACCUUUUGUUAUCUCCUACGGGAUGAAAACCAGAUGGCUGAUGCUUUGGCUACCCUAGCCUCUAUGAUCAAAGUGAACAAACCAGAAGAUAUGAAGCCUAUUCAGAUCAGCAUUCAUGAGACCCCAGCUUCUUGCUACAGUAUUGAAGAAGAGGAAAAUGAUGACCAUCCAUGGUACCAAGACAUACUACAAUAUGUAAAGAACUGUGAAUACCCCGACCAUGUGAUAGAAAAUGACAAAAGGACACUGAGGGGACUGGCUAUUGAUUAUGUCCUAGAUGUGGAGAUUUUGUACAAAAGGGGAAAGGAUAAAGUAUUGUUAAGAUGCGUGGAUGCUGUGGAGGCUAAGAAAAUUUUGGAAGAAGUCUAUGAAGGUAUCUGUGGAAUGCAUGCUAAUGGUUUUACUAUGGCUAAAUAG